Molecule: messenger RNA, 564 nt
Organism: Mus pahari (shrew mouse)
Lineage: Eukaryota; Metazoa; Chordata; Mammalia; Rodentia; Muridae
Exons: 5
Coding region: 1-564 (187 amino acids)
Source: RefSeq, a predicted model, not a curated record
AUGGAUCCUGGGAGGAAGCGUGUUUUGGGUUUGUUUCCAUCAAUGCUUGAAGUCUUCCUGUGUGAGAAGAGCUUUCUAACAUCAAACCAGGAGUUAAUUCUCUCGGUCACUGUUUGUGUUGUUUCAGAAGAUCUGGAUGACUUAAGGAUGGAGGGUGUAACCACUCUGGUACUUUCGGGGAGCAAAUUUAACCAAGGUCGUCCUACUCACCCUGCCGAGCCACAGGCCAAAGUCACACUGAACAUCUGUUCAAGGUGUGCCAGGCUUCAAGGAGAUAACUUGAUGGAAAGGACAGAAGACACACCACAAAUACUUCAUUCUCCAGAUGAGAUAAUCCCAGACUCAUUGGAUUCUUUACCUGGGACAGAAGAAACUCUUAUGGAGGAAGGUGAAGAUUUUGAGAAAACAUCUAAUUUAACAGAAGCAAACAGUAAGGAAUGCCUGCUUGGUUCAGCACUGAAGGAUUUUUAUCAUUUCCUUCUAUGCGUACAGUUCCAGGAUGCCAAUAAAGCUGCUGGGAAUGAGAUCCUAACGAAGAUAAGUUUUUCUGGGCAAGUUUUGUGA